AAAGACGUGACUCUCGCAAAGGACCUCCUCCACCUAUCCUCAGAAGAGGAGAAGAGCAAACACCAGAAGAAAUGCCUGGUGCCGAACCCCAACACCUACUUCAUGGACGUGAAAUGCCCAGGAUGCUGCAAAAUCACCACAGCCUUUAGACGUGCGGGAAUGGUAGUUUUGUUUGUUGGCUGCUCCACUGUUCUUUGCCAGCCUACAGGAAGAAAUGUAAGGCUUAUGGAAGGACGUUCCUUCAGACAGAAGCAGCACUGA
Hyaena hyaena (striped hyena) is the source of this 261-nucleotide messenger RNA. RefSeq names its product 40S ribosomal protein S27-like. Gene Ontology annotation, molecular function: RNA binding; structural constituent of ribosome. The annotation marks the transcript as partial. Gene Ontology annotation, cellular component: cytosolic small ribosomal subunit; ribosome. Gene Ontology annotation, biological process: translation; ribosomal small subunit assembly. Lineage: Eukaryota; Metazoa; Chordata; Mammalia; Carnivora; Hyaenidae. The record is from RefSeq and is a predicted model, not a curated record. The transcript has a single exon.